AUGGUCGAAGCCAGGAUAUUUACAAUAUUCACCGACCAUAAGCCUCUUAUCUUCGCCUUCUCAAAGAGCAAAGACAAAUGCACUCCAAGACAGUUCAGACACCUUGACUACAUUGCUCAGUUUACGAAGGACCUGAAAUACUUACCUGGUAAGGAAAACCUAGUUGCUGACGCACUUUCUAGAGUCGAGGAAAUCACUACAGCUGUGGACUACGACGAUCUUGCACGAGCUCAGGAGAAAGAUCCAGAACUGCAAAAUCUACUCCUUCAUGGCUCUACUCUGCAAUUGAAAAGGAUCAAUACUAUGAAUGGUAACUUACCUCUUUACUGCGACACUUCUCUACUGUGCGAGUGGUCUCACAAAGAUACGUAUGGCCAGGGAUACGUAAAGAUUGUAGAGAGUAGUCUCGACAAUGCUUGUCAUGCCAAAAGAGCAAAAUCACCCAUCAUACCACGGCCCUUAACUCUGUCUUCUGGUUACAGAUAUUGCCUUACCGUCAUCGACUGUUUCACGCGAUGGUCUGAGGCAUAUCCCAUGGCGGACGUCACGGCGGAGACCUGCGCAGCUGCUCUAGUAUCCGGCUGGACAGCCCGAUUCGGCUGUCCUGCACUGGUGACUACAGACCGUGGUCGCCAAUUCGAGAACCAUCUCUUCAAAGCUCUCACCAAGUUGGUUGGUGCGCGUCACUUGCGCACAACCGCCUAUCACCCAGCUGCAAACGGCAUCAUCGAACGACUUCAUCGUCAACUCAAGGCGGCGAUCAUGUGUCACACAUCAUCGCAGUGGACGAAAGCCCUUCCACUGGUUCUCUUGGGCAUGCGCAACUCAUGGAGAGAAGAUCUCCAAGCUACUCCUGCCGAAUUGGUAUAUGGUCAAACUCUCAGCCUACCAGGCCAAUACCUAUCUCCAAUAGACGACUACACCACGGCAGACAUCACAGAGUACGUAACACGUCUACGAUCCUGCAUGGCCAAACUCACUCCCAAGCAGACAUCAUGGCACACCAGCACGACGACGCCAUUCUACGUACCACGGGACCUCCACACAUCCUCUCAUGUUUUUCUUCGCCAAGAUCACGUUCGAAGCUCACUCGAACCACCCUACGACGGACCCUUCAAAGUACUAAACAGACAAGCCAAGUACUACACUAUAGACAUAAGAGGAAAGAAAAACAACGUCUCUGUUGACAGACUAAAACCAGCGUACAUGACCAAAGAAAUACAAGACCGGGAACCCAAAGUCCCUACGGAACCUAUUGUCAACAUGGAGAAAAUUACGCGGAGUGGCCGAAGAGUGAGAUUUCCUGACUACCAUCGACCGUAG
This is a messenger RNA of Parnassius mnemosyne (clouded apollo), 1323 nucleotides long. Lineage: Eukaryota; Metazoa; Arthropoda; Insecta; Lepidoptera; Papilionidae. The record is from the annotation of a GenBank genome assembly.